GGCCGUGGUUUCUACCCCGGGUGGUUGAGGGCAGUAUUGAGCUGGGGUUGCUGUCCAUCUAGUCCAGGCUGCAGACAGUAGCAGUUCAAGUUCCUCUCAGGCCACGGCUUCUGGCAGCCAACCUCCCGCGAGUCAGGAGUCGCCGCUUCCUCCUGGCCUCAGCAAGUUUUCCCUCUUCCCCUGGUUUGUUCCCCGCGCUACCGCCGGACACCCCAAGUCCCAGAUUCUCCCAGGCUCAAACCAUGAGGCUCCGGCAACUACUUUUACGCUUUCCACGCCUUCUGGGAGCGCCGAGUUUCCCUCGUCGCUGGUGGUGGUCCCCGCCUCUGGACACUGUCUGCACGGUGGUCUCCUGGCGCGGCCAGUCCUCCAGGUCCCCGACCCAUUGGAACCAGGUGGUGUCAGAAGCAGAGAAGAUUGUGGGCUACCCCACGUCGUUUAUGAGCCUCCGCUGCCUGCUGAGCGACGAGCUCAACAACAUUGCUAUGCAGGUGCGGAAGCUGGUGGGCACCCAGCACCCACUGCUUACCACAGCCAGGGGGUUUGUACAGGACAGCCGGCAUAACCUCCAGUUGAGAGGCUUGGUCGUGCUACUCAUUUCUAAAGCCGCCGGGCCCAGCAGCAUCCACGAGUCCUGUCAGAACUAUGACAUGGUCAGUGGGAUCUAUUCAUGUCAAAGAAGUUUGGCAGAGAUCACGGAACUUAUCCAUACCGCUCUCCUUGUGCAUCGUGGGAUCGUGAAUUUAAAUGAAGUGCAGUCUUCUGAUGGGCCACUGAAAGACAUGCAGUUUGGAAAUAAAAUAGCUAUCCUGAGUGGAGACUUUCUUCUAGCAAAUGCCUGCAAUGGACUCGCUCUACUGAAGAACACCAAGGUUGUGGAACUCUUAGCAAGUGCACUCAGGGACUUGGUACAAGGAGUAUACCAUGAAAAUUCUACUUCGGCACAGGAAAACGAUGUCACGGAUGAUAUUGGCAUUUCUACUUGGAAGGAGCAGACUUUUCUUUCCCAUGGAGCCUUACUAGCAAAGAGCUGCCAGGCGGCAAUGGCACUAGCAAAGCAUGACGCUGGGGUUCAGGAUAUGGCCUUUCAGUACGGGAAGCACAUGGCCAUGAGUCAUAAGAUAAAUUCAGACCUACAGCCUUUUAUUAAAGAAAAGACAAGUGACACCAUGGCUUUUAAUCUGAAUUCAGCUCCCGUGGUCUUACAUCAGGAAUUUCUUGGAAGAGAUUUGUGGAUGAAGCAGAUCGGCGAGGCCCAGGAAAAAGGAAGAUUAAACUAUGCGAAGUUGCGAGAAACAAUCAAAGCUGGCAAAGGUGUGACUUCAGCUAUUGACCUGUGUCGUUACCAUGGAAACAAAGCACUGGAGGCCCUGGAGAGCUUCCCUCCCUCGGAGGCCAGGUCUGCUUUGGAAAACAUUGUGUUUGCAGUGACCAGAUUUUCCUGACACCAAAUUAAAAAGACACUAUUGUUCGUUUGCUGGGGGACAAAAUAAUAAGCACCAAGAGAAUGAGGUGAUGGGGAGAACUUUCGUGAUGAAAUAGCUAAAUGUGUUCAUGAUUGUAACCGGCUAUCCUCGCCCCCUCCCGCUGCCUAAAUGAAUACUGUCCUCUUUGGGGAACUGCUGCGAACAGCAUCAGAAGAAAAAAAAGGUCAAGCAGUUUUCACUUGUCACGCCAGAAGCACACUUGAGGCUGCAGUCACAGAAAUAAUUAAUGAGAUUUGCUCCUGUGACCUCAGUAAAUGGACAGGAAAUAAGUCCUUAUUGAUUGGACCGAGCGAGGAUGGCGCCAGGGCGGUGGCCUGUGGUUUCCUUCUGGAGAGGACGGGCAAGCUGGAAGCUGCAGGUGUCCAGAGCAGCGGUUCAAUGGCAGCCCGAGAGGACUGUCGCAUCCAGAAUAUGUGGCCCGAGUAACACCGCCGACGGACAGUUCAAUGAAUUAAGAAACACGCUUAGUCUUUGUAUGAUUAUGACUGUGCUGUUGAUAGAUCCAAUGUGGACAACGUUUGUGCUAGGUGGUUUUUGUAAGAUUUCUGUUCUUGAGACAUAGCUGGGGAGAGGGAAAUGCCGAAUGUUUAAAGUAGGAGAUUAAAGUGUUAUCAAAGGUUAA
Echinops telfairi (small Madagascar hedgehog) is the source of this 2109-nucleotide messenger RNA. RefSeq names its product decaprenyl diphosphate synthase subunit 2 (gene PDSS2). The record is from RefSeq and is a predicted model, not a curated record. Gene Ontology annotation, biological process: isoprenoid biosynthetic process; ubiquinone biosynthetic process. Lineage: Eukaryota; Metazoa; Chordata; Mammalia; Afrosoricida; Tenrecidae. Gene Ontology annotation, cellular component: transferase complex; mitochondrion. Gene Ontology annotation, molecular function: prenyltransferase activity. The transcript has 8 exons. Bases 243 to 1445 code for a protein of 400 amino acids.